This is a messenger RNA of Leptosia nina, 900 nucleotides long. The record is from the annotation of a GenBank genome assembly. Lineage: Eukaryota; Metazoa; Arthropoda; Insecta; Lepidoptera; Pieridae.
AUGAAGGAAUCAAUCAAAAGUACAUUCCACUGUUUAGGAGUCUUAGCAUCAUUCUCGAUAAUAUUAUCAGUUCAGAUUCAAGCGAAGUUUAUCCACGAAGCCAAUAUAACGGACAUUCGACCAACAGAUUCGAAUCAAAUGAUGCAUGCAACUGCGCCCCAAGGUCAAAGACAUUUCAUUUGUCAGACUCGUAUGAAAAGGCAGCUGCUUCCUCCAAUUUUGUCACCACUGAGGUCGAGACUGAGACACCCUCGCCUUCGUCUACCACCCCGGAGACCGAUCAUAUUACCCAUUAUAACGACCGCUAUAUCGGACGGAAUAAGAACAUACCCACAAUACCUCCAGGAAAUACCGCUAGCAUUGGGGGAGACACUGGUAGGCUCCAUGAGGGACGCAGCGCCACACAUAUCAGAAACGAUAAAGGAUCUCACACCGGGACUAAUGGAAAUCAUGAACACGAUACCCGAAUCAGAAACACUCCACCCGUUACAGAAGAUGGUGAAGAAGAUACCAACAAUGAUACACGACACAGUGCAAGCGGCGAUAAACCACGAACACUCCGACCAAUUACAUUUAACACCACAGAUUCCAUUGCAAACGGAAACAAUAACAUCCUCGUCAAAACGUCCAUCAACAGCACUGAAAGAAACCUUUCAGGACGCGAAGGACACAAUAACGUCACAAAUAGAGGUGGCGAAACAGAAAGCCCAAUACUACUAUCAAAAUCUCCUUUCAGACUACAAAGACUUGAGCCCAAAAAAGCAGAACUCAUACAAACAAAGGACGAAAAAGAUUAUGCAGCAAUCGAACGGUAUUUCACCAGCCCUAGGCGAAUCUCUAACCUCAAUAGCCAAAAUACCACAGACAAUAAAAAAGGCCGUAGAACAAAUGAAACAGUAA